GUUUUCACUACCUUUGAUAAUAAACUUCAAACAUAAUUACAAAAUGGCAUCAAAAAUCACAUUCGUCUUCCUCGUUGUUGUCGUUAUCAAUUGUGCGAUGAUGUUGAGUAUGCCAACAGCAGAAGCUCAUAACUUUCUUCCUUGCGUUAUAACGAAUGAUUGUGAAUACCAUCACUGCUCAAGCGGGACAGUUCUAUGUGUAAACAGACAAUGCCAUUGUAGUCGUUCAUCAACUCAUCAAACAAAACUCGACAACUUAAAGAAGAUGGACUAUGCGAAGAAGUGCAAGUGGACAAAAGAUUGUGAUCCUCGUAUGAGAUUUACAUGUGUCUCCGGUUCUUAUAUGUGUUUUGAUGGCCUAUGUACGUGUACCAAUUAAUGGCACGUGCCAUGAAAAGAUGCAAUCACAUAAAGCAUUUGUUUAAAUUAAAAACAAAAUAAUAUUCUUCUAAUUAUC
Arabidopsis thaliana (thale cress) is the source of this 457-nucleotide messenger RNA. RefSeq names its product Defensin-like (DEFL) family protein. Gene Ontology annotation, cellular component: extracellular region. The transcript has 2 exons. Lineage: Eukaryota; Viridiplantae; Streptophyta; Magnoliopsida; Brassicales; Brassicaceae. The record is from RefSeq and is marked reviewed. Bases 44 to 379 code for a protein of 111 amino acids.